Molecule: messenger RNA, 4101 nt
Organism: Mycena indigotica
Lineage: Eukaryota; Fungi; Basidiomycota; Agaricomycetes; Agaricales; Mycenaceae
Exons: 10
Coding region: 1-4101 (1366 amino acids)
Cellular component (GO): nuclear pore
Molecular function (GO): structural constituent of nuclear pore
Source: RefSeq, a predicted model, not a curated record
AUGGAUCGUGGCCUCAUUACCGCGGCCCAGCUCUCAUCUCUGUUUCCUUCGUCGCAAUCCACCUCAAUAUCCAUCCAAUCCUCACGCCCGUCAUCUUCCCUCACAAUUCCCGACGCGUCCACAAUUCCCAAUGAACACGCCUCUUACUCCGCCGUUCUUCACACUCCCAUCACUGGUACUAUUCUUCUGCGAGUACUUCAUGGCGGAUUUAUUCUGGAGAUUGUGUCCCUGUCAACAAGCGUAGCCCCCGUGCGCUUUGUUUUCCAAUCCAUGAUUCUCUCAGCACCAGCCAUAUUUUUAUGGGAAGCCGAACUCCACAUACUGGCAGUGACCAACACUGGGUCGUUAUACCGCCUCAUCAUUCCUGUGGACACAGCUAUGAACCUUUGGGCCCGCCAGCUCCCAAAUAUCUCCCAUUGCGAGUACCAUAUCAAGCACUUGGAAGGCACCUUGAGCGGUCUUGUUCACGUUCAUGGCACUCAUUGCAUCGUGAUCGGCCAGCCUGGCGGAUCUAUUCUCAGAUUAGAGUCAGAGUAUUCUGGUGAUAGUGGUAUUGACGAAUGGAAUGAAAUUCCUUUUCAACACACAUCCUUUCUGUCCUCCCUAACAUCAUUCAUACCUACUCUCUCCUCCACGCCUUCAAGUGCUGCCGAAAUCGUCUCCAUUGCGACUCACACCUGGCCAACUGAUGUCGGCCAUGUUUGGACUCUUUCACGGGAUCGCACUUUGCGCUUCUGGAAAGCUAAGAUUGGCUGCGUUGCGACAAAAUUGCUUUCAUCGGUAUCUGGCCGAGAAGCGAGCCCUGCUCUCAAUAGUUCGACUCUACUAGAAGCCGAACGACAAACGCUUCUUCGUGUUUUCUCCACUCCAAGGAACGAAGAUCAUUUCUUUGUCCUUGCUUUCAUCCCCACUCCUUCCUCGGCGGCUUCAGGUGGUCGAUUCCAGCUCACCGACACCGCCUCUGACCAGUUUUAUGAUGUGGGGACAAUCGAGUGCUCGAGGCACAGCGCGCAUUGUCACUUACAGGAUUUCAUGGUCGUCGGUGAGGUUCUGUACACUCUUUGGGAUCGUCAGGGUCAAUCUAUGGUGGAGAAAACGACGAUACGGGUCGAGGAAAUCAUCGACAAUGGGGGAACUCAGCCCAUUAUCUGGCAAAACUCCACUUAUGCCUCUGAACCAGAGCUUACACCUGCCUACUUGGACGAACUACUUGUCUCUCCUGCUUCUCUUACUGCCAAAUUCUUCGAGGCCAUCAUGAGACCGGGAAUGUUUUCUGCGCUCACCCUACGAACCGCUAUCGAACAAUACUCUGAUGCUUGUGCUUCUCUUCCUGGCCCACUUCCAGCCGCCCUAACAACAACCUACGCGAGUGUAGGCGAAAACAUUGCCGCAGUCGUUGGUUGUACUGUCAGUCUUCAACGGGAUCCUCACACCGGCGCAUUGCAGCAUACCAACUAUUGGAGCGCAUUGAAAAGAGACUGGGAGGGCUUCAUCGCUCGAUGCCGAGAACUCGAGCGGAGUGCCCGGUGGCCACUAGUUCUUGCAGCCAGAGGUCAAAAUGAUAUUAUCAUCGUUGAAAGAGAAAGGGUCGGCGCUCUUGUAUCGGAAGAUGUCGCUAUUCGUCUUGAACGCAAUCUUAAAGAAGACCGGCUUGUUGAUCCAUCGCAUGCAAUUUUCGGAGUUCUAUGGGGACUGCAGGCGAAACUAGGGACGUCCUUCAUGCUCAGCCUCGAGAGCCGUUUGCUUGACAUUGUUCAACAAGAAAGCGCAUUCUCUUUCGCAGAUAUAGUUCAAGAUCAGGCUGCUAGAGUUGGUUUUGAAGACCAACUUGACGACGGUGCAAAAGCCUGGAUGGCAGGCCGUUUACAGACUGUGCCUGAUCUUGACGGUGCUAUCCGGACGGCGCUGGACAUCAUCGGCGGCUUUGACUCAGAUGUGAAAAGAGAGGAAGAUGAAGUCGAACUUCUCCUUCCGCCUCCACAGUCCGAUUGGUCCAGAGCGCUUACGGCAGCAUACAUUACUGUCACCGUCAAUGCUCGCUAUGACCUUUGUCUAGCUCUACUCACAUUGCUCUUCUUUUGCUCUGAGGAGUUGGACAGCUGGGAUCCGGCUUUGUUGGCCGAGGUGUUUGCCGUAUUUCGUGGUAUCGCCGUUCUCCGCCUGAUUUCUCAACAACCCACUGGUGAUACUGCUGGCUCUAGCGAUGGUUCGAAGAAUGCCGCAGAUGAUGUCAUCUCACGAUUGCAGAAUAUGCAAGUUUCGCGCAGUCUACGGGGCACGCAUUUCACGCCAACAUAUUCACUUAUCCACACACUCCUCAUUGGGCAUCCAGACACCCUUGGCUUACCUGGGGCAGCCCAUCGUUUCCUCGACUCUACAGGCUUGCUUCAGUCCAUUUCUCCCGCUAUGGCUACCAAGUACGAAGUCAUCUUUUGUGAGCGACUGCGUACACUGGGUCAAUAUGCUGCUGCCGGAGAGGUUCUAACAUGUCUACCGCGAACUGCUGGUGUCAAUUAUGUCCAAGCACGACUAUACCUGAGUACACAUCGACCCGAUGAAUCUGCUCAUAUACUCGAGAAGCUCGCUGGUGCUUUUUCGCCAAAUAAUGCCCUCUCUUCAGAGGAUCACGAAACAUUGUACUACGUGCUUCCAACAUCUGAAGCACCGGACUCCGCUUUCACCUUCUAUCUCCAUGCCGCGAAACUGUUUAAGGCUGCAGCGCUUGUUCAAUACGAAGUCUCAUUUACCCAGAUGGCCUUGUCUGUUGCUCCUUUGGAUGUAGACACCUCUCCACUGUGGGCAACUGUCAUCAAGGGUUACACGGAGCUGAGCCUAUAUGAUGAUGCAUACUCGGCCUUGGUCGCUACCCCACACGACAAAGAAAAGCGGGAAGGCGUUGGUCAGCUGGUUUACCGCAUGUGCGAAGAUGGUGCGGUCGAAAAGCUGGUCUCGUACAGCUUCCCCGGCUUCGCGGACGAGGUGGAAGAGGCAUUAGCAUUCAAGGCUCGGAAUAUCGACCCGCGGAUCCAGCCUAGUUACUCGCGUAUUCUCUACUCUUGGUAUACUUUCAAAGGGAAUCAUCGCAGUGCCGCUCUGGUCAUGUACCAGCGCGCGCGAAAACUACAAGAUAUCAUCGCAUCGGACAUAACCGCUGCACCUACUUUGGUCUCUCAACAGCUCCAGGCAUUGACGAUCGCCAUCAACUCAUUGUCCUUGGUUGCACAAAAGAACGCGUGGUUCCUAUUACCCGUUUCGAGCACUGAAUAUGCUAGAGAACAACCACCGCACAAACGAAGAAGGCUAUCCAGCCACAUCCCAGAAUCAAAAUUUACUCCGGGCAACCAUGACGUGGAGGUUGUUCCAUUGUCGGAAAUACAGCAUGAACACGCCCUUUUAUCUGCUCAAAUGAAUAUCGUAAAGCGGGAGCCUGCACUGGCUUCAUAUACUGAUCUCCCCCCCGAGUCGAUCGUGCUGAGGCUUGCGCAAGCUCGACAGUUCAACCUCGCAAUGUCCACUGCUCACAGCCUCAAAGUUGAUAUGACAGACAUAUUUGCGCAGCUUACGACGCAGUGUGAGGCGUUAUUUGUGCUUAUCGUUCACUACAGGCAAGAGGACAAUUCCGAUUGGCUGCUAACGGACAAGGUCUCUUCGUGGCCGGGGAGCCCCGCUGACCGAGGCUGGCGCUACCUUCGACAAGUGCUCGAGAGGUAUGAUGGCCCGGACACAGACUAUCGCUACACCAAAAUAACGCUGGAAACGCUGUUGGGAACCCAAAGAACCACACCCCCGCCCCUCUGGUUAAUCCACUCCCUAGAGGAACAUCACCAUGAAUAUCUCAUCCACGCCACCCUUCGGUCAGGUGACUUCGACCAAUGUAUAGCUCACACACUUUCCUUGAUUCAAAAGGCAGAUUCGCGGCUUUCGCGGGACACCACCAAACACGCCGCUUCCACAUGGCUGCCUUACACAUUAAUUGACCAAGUCUUGGUGGCUGCUGCCGGUUUGGAGCCACCUCCUCCCGGUCUUUCCCAAUUGAGAGUGCAGUUGGACAAUCGGCUGAAGCGGAUGCAGAGGCUGACUAAAAGUAAUCUUUCAGGCUGA